AUGUCCGGAUACGACCGAGCUCUUUCAGUGUUUAGCCCGGACGGGCACGUCUUCCAGGUGGAAUAUGCCAUGGAAGCCGUGAAGCGAGGAACCUGCGCGGUCGGCGUAAAAGGCAAGGACAUCGUCGUUCUGGGCUGCGAGAAACGCUCCGCUCUCAAGCUCCAAGACACCCGCAUCACACCGUCGAAGAUCGCCAUGGUGGACGACCACGCCGUGCUGGCGUUUGCCGGACUCAACGCCGACGCCCGCAUUCUCAUCGACAAGGCCCGUCUGGAAGCCCAGUCCCACCGUCUCACUGUCGAAGACCCCGUCUCCAUCGAAUACAUUACCAAGUACAUCGCCGGCGUGCAGCAGCGCUACACACAGAGCGGCGGUGUCCGCCCCUUCGGCAUCAGCACCCUCGUCGUUGGGUUUGACCCCAACGACACCGUGCCGCGGCUUUACCAGACGGAGCCGUCGGGGAUUUAUUCCGCUUGGAAAGCGAAUGCGAUCGGCCGCUCGAGCAAGACCGUUCGCGAAUUCCUCGAACGCAACCACCAGGACGACAUGGACCGCGAACAGACCAUCCAGCUGACCAUCAAGUCGCUGCUGGAGGUGGUGCAGACGGGCGCAAAGAACAUCGAGGUGGCGAUUAUGGCGCCGGGUAAGGCCAUCGAGAUGCUCCCCGAGGACCAGAUCGAGGCCUAUGUCAAGAGCAUAGAGACCGAGAAGCAAGAGGAGGCGGCGAAGAAGAAGACCGGCCGCGGCGGCACCACGACGGCGGCCAUCUUAACGCGGGGCGGUGACGAGGGUCGUGAGUAG
Molecule: messenger RNA, 801 nt
Organism: Aspergillus terreus NIH2624
Lineage: Eukaryota; Fungi; Ascomycota; Eurotiomycetes; Eurotiales; Aspergillaceae
Gene: pre6
Product: proteasome core particle subunit alpha 4
Exons: 5
Coding region: 1-801 (266 amino acids)
Biological process (GO): ubiquitin-dependent protein catabolic process
Cellular component (GO): proteasome core complex, alpha-subunit complex; nucleus; proteasome core complex
Source: RefSeq, a predicted model, not a curated record